This is a messenger RNA of Phytophthora nicotianae INRA-310, 510 nucleotides long. RefSeq lists its product as hypothetical. NCBI's taxonomy places the organism in Eukaryota, Oomycota, Peronosporomycetes, Peronosporales, Peronosporaceae. The transcript has a single exon. Bases 1 to 510 code for a protein of 169 amino acids. The record is from RefSeq and is a predicted model, not a curated record.
AUGCUGGAGCUCAUCCGCCUCAAACCCUUCUCAGCAAAGCGAGGUACGACAGGACAUGUCUGGGAGGAAGUUGCCAAAGGAGUAUCUAGUGCCAUACAGGUUCAACUCAACGUGAAGCAAGUUCGCGAUCGUCUCAAUCUGCUCAAGGCCAAAUUUAAGGCCGACGAGCUAUCAUCUGCACGUGCCAGUGGUGUAGAAGAAGACCUUCAUGCAGUCAACAUCCAAAGCCACUACAACGAUCUAAAUGGACUCGUCCGUGACUACAUUGAACUCGAGCGCAUGUAUUUAGACGAAAAGAAGGCCAAGAAAUCGGCUAAGACUAGGAAGGAGGAGGAUCUAGCUAACAGUGCUGCUGCCCUUAUCAACGAGAGCAAGCUCCGAAGAUCGCAACGUGCAAACUACGACACGGAAUGCUCGUCUUCUGACGAACGGAGUAGUGAGAGUGAAACUGAGAGUAGGUAUACGUCCUUAAAGUUCCGUGUCACUCCUCUUGUUAGCGAUCGAGCGUAG